This is a messenger RNA of Contarinia nasturtii (swede midge), 968 nucleotides long. Its product is annotated as methylated-DNA--protein-cysteine methyltransferase. Bases 293 to 862 code for a protein of 189 amino acids. Gene Ontology annotation, molecular function: methylated-DNA-[protein]-cysteine S-methyltransferase activity. The transcript has a single exon. NCBI's taxonomy places the organism in Eukaryota, Metazoa, Arthropoda, Insecta, Diptera, Cecidomyiidae. Gene Ontology annotation, biological process: DNA repair. The record is from RefSeq and is a predicted model, not a curated record.
ACAUGUUUUAUGAAUGUCAAAUAAUUCGAAUUUAUACUAACGCGUUCAUUUUUUCUCAGUCGUAGGUGAGCCUGUAUUUGGUAUUGCAUAAAAAGAUAACGAAACGAAGUGCAAGUUGACAGUACCGCUGAUUUUCAAAGCAUUUGAAAGUUAACGAAAUAUUUUCUUCCACCAAAAUACAUCUUUACGAAAAUAUUGACUUGAAUAAUAGAGUUCGUAUCUCUGAUAACUAAGUUCUAUAAAAAAACCAAAACUUGAGUGUUGCCAAUUUAAAAGCAAAAUCCAAAGGUAUAUGAAAAUGAGUAAAAUUAAGCCGAAAAUUGAACGAGAUCUGCUGAAACCGUAUGAAAGAGUUUUUACUGCAAACCAAAAUCCGCUCAAUGCAAAAAUGAUUGAGUCGCCAAUCGGAACAUUGGUUGCUGUGACGAAUGAAAAAAAUCUACUAAUGCUCACCUCAGUCGAUGGUAAGCAUUUGGAUGCUGAACUGAAACACUUGACAAAGGUCUAUUCAAAGUCAAUUGUUGAAAAUGAUGAAGCCGAACCGUUAAAACUCCUUGAAACAGAAUUAAAUGCAUAUUUCAAAGGCAAUUUGAUGGCAUUUAAAACAACAUUUGAAAUUGAUAAAUUGGGAACGGAAUUUCAACGAUUAGUUUGGAAUGAAAUCUAUAGAAUUGUAUAUGGCACAAGUAGUACCUAUUCCGAACUUGCUCAACGCAUUGGAAAACCGAAAAGCUAUCGUGCUGUGGCCAAUGCAUGCGGACGAAAUCCAAUUUCAAUUGUAAUCCCAUGUCAUCGUGUGCUAGCUUCAAAUGGCUUGGGUGGUUAUAGCAGUGGCAUCUCAAUGUAUUUUUUCGCUGGCUAAAAAGAAAGUGAAAGGUGAUAACAAUCGAAAAAGAAACGAAAACUAAUGUUAAUUUCUGUGAUAUAAGUUUAAAUUCGCUGUAACGUAUAUUUGAUAUUAAAAUUGC